This is a messenger RNA of Ostreobium quekettii, 369 nucleotides long. The record is from the annotation of a GenBank genome assembly. NCBI's taxonomy places the organism in Eukaryota, Viridiplantae, Chlorophyta, Ulvophyceae, Bryopsidales, Ostreobiaceae.
AUGCCUGAGGCUGGGGUGAGCAAGUGGGUGGUGAUCCCGUGCCCGGAGGAGGGCGGCGUGCCCGCCAGCACAGCCCAGUCUGAGGUCCUGGAGAUCGCGCGCGUGGUGUGCGAGUUCUCACAGCUGGCGGGGCUCAACCAGUCGCUGGCCGCAGACUCGGGCGCAUCGGUGAGUGUCCCCCGCUCCCCGACGGGCGCCGGCUGCGAUUAUCGAAGACGUCGACCUGACGGCCAGUUCGCAAUCUCUGAGGCCGUGUAUGGUCGCGAGAACCGCUGUGUGGAUCUGCAGGCGAAUGUUUUUACAGCUGGGAUCGAGUUGGGAGAUGAUGAGUGGAGGGGAGAUGGGCUGGUUGGCCUGGGUAGCUUUUGA